Pocillopora verrucosa is the source of this 1001-nucleotide messenger RNA. The record is from RefSeq and is a predicted model, not a curated record. NCBI's taxonomy places the organism in Eukaryota, Metazoa, Cnidaria, Anthozoa, Scleractinia, Pocilloporidae.
AAAAAAGGAAUCUGCACCUGUCUACCGCCAUAAUCUCAUAAGACUCUCAGUGUGGUUUGGAUCUCCCAAUGAAGGAAUGCAAGGCUGCCUAAAGAAGAUGCUCCAUCUGAUGAAGAGCUCAGUUUCUGUUGAUGCUGAUGGUAAAAGAACAAGCUGGUUUGCUGGAUAUAUGUCAGAAGAAGAGGCCAAAAAGAAACUGCAGAGUGAAAAAAGGGGAGCCUUCUUGGUCCGAUUCAAAUGUUACGGUCAACCAGGCUUUUUGCUGACCAAAAAGUCCCGUAAUGGUCUAAGUAUUGUUGACUUUCCAAUCGAGGUCAUUAGAGACACAGGAAAACUAUCAUUUAAUGAUCGAGAUUUCCCAGAUCUUCCCUCCUUGAUGACAGAGUUGAGGAAGUCAUGGAUGACAGACCUACAACCUUUUUAUUCUAUGGAAGGAUUUUGAAGAAACCCAACCCUAACAAAGUUUUAUCAAGGAGCCAGGUUCUAAAUAUAUUAUUAACUUUUCAUUCCCAACCUGUCGGAUCAUAUGUAAUUUUCAAAACUAUACAGUACUGUAGUUCCUUUGACAGCUGACAAUUUAUGUAAUUUCUGAUGUUUGACUGACAUGGGAACCAAUAUGUCAGAAAUUUUUAUUCUGAUGGCAUUUUGAAGUGGUUUGUGUGGCAUCAUGGAAGUUUUGGAUCAUUUAAGCAUUUUGCAGGAAAAUUAAGUCAUUCUAGGUCGGUAAGUCUUACGUUUGACCACUUUCUUUUUUAUAUUUCUUGUAAUUUUGGUAGUAAUUAAUACUGCAACCAGGUUAGUUUACCCGGUCCUCAGGGUAUUGUGCUGCAGCAUUUGAUGAGGAACACAUUUCCACUCAUUUUUUGGCCACAUUUAAUGAGUGGUUUUUAGUGGUUUUUUAUAUCUGGUGCAGCACAGGUUCUUCAUGUAGAACCCCUAGUUUUAGACUAUAUAUUUAUAACAUUGUAUCAGGAUCUGUAUACUAGAAGACUGACCGACUC